GGCUGACAACCGCCCACGCACAUAUGACUGGUUGUCAGCCAAUCGGUAAAGUAUCAUUUCUUCUCGUGCAGCACAUAAAUGAAUAUUCAAUUACAAGCCUUUGGCCUAGUAGAAUUCGAGUGACGCACUUUGCAUGUUUGUGGACGGUCCGUGGGUGGGAAUAAAGUGCGAUAAAAGGAACACACUGCACCUGCGAGUGAUUAAUUACAUUAUCAUCACGUCGCUGUAAACAAACAACUAUGCUAGCACGGUUUGUUCUUGUACUUUGUUUUGCAGCCUUGGUAAGAGCGGCUGCUAUCCCUGAUGGCUCGAUAGUACCAAACUGCUCUCAAUACUCCUUGCCUAUAUGUCAACGGGAUUAUAGCCCUGUGUGUGGCACAGAUGGAUUAACAUACUCCAAUGAGUGCAUGCUGUGUAUGGAAAUUUUUGAGACAAAUGUCAACCUAUUAAUCUCCAAAAUGGAUACAUGCUGAGCCAGAUCCACUCGUUUUAUUUGGACUGUGACAUGAAGGCUGGAACCACGUGUUGCUUUUUAAUUUUUUUUUUAGUUUUAGAAUGAAGAUUUUGUUCUAUAUUUUUUAUAUAUUCUAAUCUUUAAAUAAAACUUUGAUACAAGUCUAUGUGUGGGAUUUUUUUUUCCAGUUUUUCCCUUCUCCAUGAUUGUAGCACCUUUUGAUGGCUCCUACCUGUUGGACUAUUGAUAAAAAUAGG
Messenger RNA from Danio rerio (zebrafish), 711 nucleotides. RefSeq names its product serine peptidase inhibitor, Kazal type 2, tandem duplicate 1 (gene spink2.1). Gene Ontology annotation, molecular function: serine-type endopeptidase inhibitor activity. NCBI's taxonomy places the organism in Eukaryota, Metazoa, Chordata, Actinopteri, Cypriniformes, Danionidae. The record is from RefSeq and is marked validated. Gene Ontology annotation, cellular component: extracellular region.